AUGGGACUUUUUGAGUGGUUUGUGAUGCCAUUUGGUCUCACCAAUGCUCCUGCCACUUUCAUGCAAUUGAUGUAUGAGGUGUUUCGUGAUUGUUUGGACAAAUUUGUUAUCAUCUAUUUAGAUGAUAUUCUCAUAUUUUCUAAGACUUGGAAAGAGAAUCUUCAACAUUUGGAACGUGUUCUUUGCACUCUUCAGCAGAACAGUUUGUAUGCCAACUUUUCCAAGUGUUCUUUUGGUCAGACAUCUAUCUCCUAUCUUGGGUAUAUCAUUGAUGCACAUGGUGUUCAAGUGGAUCCUGUGAAAGUGGAAGUUCUUUUCAAGUGGCCUACUCCUUCAAAUAUCACCGAAUUGAGGAGUUUUCUUGGUCUUGCCAACUUCUACCGCAAGUUUAUUCUACAUUACUCAGACAUUGCCACACCUUUACACCAAUUGAAAAAGACCAGUGUUGCAUUCAAGUGGACGAAAAUUCACUCUCAAGUUUUCAACACAUUGAAAGAAAAAUUAUGUUCAACACCUGUUCUUGUUCUACCAGAUCUCUCACAACCUUUUGAGAUUGAGACAGAUGCUUCACAUUAUGCACUUGGAGCUAUUUUGAAGCAAAAUGAUCAUCAUGUGGCCUAUCAUUCAGAAAAAUUUUCUUUUGCUAAAAGGAACUACUCCACAAAUGAUAAGGAGUUAUAUGCAUUGGUCCAAGCCAUUAAUUAUUAG
Cryptomeria japonica (Japanese cedar) is the source of this 708-nucleotide messenger RNA. RefSeq lists its product as uncharacterized. The transcript has a single exon. NCBI's taxonomy places the organism in Eukaryota, Viridiplantae, Streptophyta, Pinopsida, Cupressales, Cupressaceae. The record is from RefSeq and is a predicted model, not a curated record. The coding region runs from base 1 to 708 and encodes 235 amino acids.